This is a messenger RNA of Lodderomyces margitis, 1968 nucleotides long. RefSeq names its product E3 ubiquitin-protein ligase. The record is from RefSeq and is a predicted model, not a curated record. Lineage: Eukaryota; Fungi; Ascomycota; Pichiomycetes; Serinales; Debaryomycetaceae. Gene Ontology annotation, molecular function: ubiquitin protein ligase activity; ribosome binding. The coding region runs from base 1 to 1968 and encodes 655 amino acids. Gene Ontology annotation, biological process: rescue of stalled cytosolic ribosome; protein ubiquitination. The transcript has a single exon.
AUGACCAAUACUGAUAUCGCAAACUCAACCACUGUAUCUACAAAGCCUUCACUGAAUAGGUUGAGGGUAAGUAGAGGCGGAAAAAAGGUAGGUAGUGGACCACGUACAGGAUACAAGAAAAGAGAUGCUUCUGAUUCAUCGAGCCAUCAACUACAAGAGGAAAAUGACAUUCCAGAGUCUCAACAGUGCUUGAUUUGCGCUGAACGUAUAACCUAUGCAGCUUUGACACCAUGUAACCAUACCACUUGUCACAAGUGUACAUUUCGCCAGCGGGCCCUAUAUGAAAAGAAUAACUGUCUCAUCUGUCGAAGUGAAAAUGACAAAAUUAUAAUUACCGAGCAACUAGAUAAGGAGUACGACAAUAUAAAGGCGACAGAUAUAGUAGCAUUUGAUGAAAAAUAUCGCAUUGGAUUUACACAAGAAUAUGUUGAAAAGGAUACUCUUCGAUUGUUGGAAAAUGAAUGCAACAUAUGUCAUGAAAUAUUCCCCAAUUUCAAAGAAUUGGGCGAUCAUGCUAAAGAAUCACAUGGGAAAUACUAUUGCUUGAUUUGUUCCAAGCAUAAAAAGGCAUUCAAAGUUGAACUCCCACUUUACACGUACAAGCAACUACAAAAGCAUCAAUCACAAGGAGAUGAAACUGGAUUCAAAGGGCAUCCAGAAUGUAAACAUUGUCAAGGGAAACGAUUUUACUCGGAGGAUGAAUUGCAUGUGCAUAUUCGUGACCGUCAUGAGCGAUGCCACAUUUGUGAUCAAACUACUCCUAAGACUGCCGAUUAUUAUCGCAAUUAUGACGCAUUGUAUCAACAUUUUACAAGAGCCCAUUAUGUUUGUACAGUCCCAUCUUGUGUUGAAAAGCGUUUUGUGGUGUUUAGAGAUGACUUGGAUUUAACUGCUCAUAUGUUGAAAGAACAUGGUGGAUUGAGCAAUGGACAAAGGGUAGUUAUUGGCUCCAAUUCGUAUCAUCAUGGAGCUGGAGCUGGUGGCCAUUUCAGUCAAUUGUCUACAUUUAACAAUUCGCGUUGGCUUUCUACAAAUGAAGACCAAGAUGAAGAUCAGCAAUCGCCAGAGAUUAAAAAGAGACGUUUUGAAGAAAGAGCCAAGCAUUACUUGAAUUACAAUACUGCCAAAUAUCAAGAGUUCACCAAGGUUAACGACUUGUUUUCGAAAAAGAAGAUUAAUGCUAGUGAAUUGAUAAAGAUUUAUCAAAAGGAUUUGUUUAUUCACCAGUCGUUGGAAGAGUUGAAUUUCUUGAUUAAGGAAUUUCUCGAAUUUUUCCCCAAAUCAAGUGAUUUGCACAAGGAUUUAUUAACGAUUAUCAUUGAAGAAAAUGAGACAAAUCCAAUAGAGCAGUUCCCAGUAUUGGGAGGAUCAAAUGCUGCCAAUGCAUUCACAUCUAAUGGAUGGGCAGGUGGUGGAUCGAGUAGGAGUAGUGGUGCAUCUACGCCAGUUGAUCGGUUCCCACCAUUAAAGAAACCAGAAAAGGUCAAUUAUGUCAAUCCAAAUGAGCAACCAAUACGAUAUUCGACAAUUAUUAAAAAGAAUAAGCCAAAGACAAUGAGUAUUAACAAGUCACCCAGUAUAAUGUCACCAGCACCAUAUUUACCCAAUUACCUUGAUAGAGUCAACAAUACAAAGUCUGAUACAUCAUUGCCAGCAAUGGGAAGCGGAUCAAAGUCGUCGUCUACACAAUCUUUUAAACCACCUGCACUACACAAUGGUCGAGCUGCUGCUGCUGCUGCCCUUGAUGAUAACAAGUUUCCGGCGUUGGAAAAGAAAUCGACUAAGAAGGCGAUACCUCGUGUUAACGAGGUUAAAGUGAGUGAUCCUAGUGGUUGGGGCAAGAUAGAUAGUGGUGGCUCUGCUAAGGCGACUGCUAGGGAGGACGAUAGUGAAAUUGAAAUUGUAGACAAGAGGAAACAGAAGAUGAAGAAAAAACAGGACAGGCUCUUAUUUAGCAAUGCUUUUUAA